Cajanus cajan (pigeon pea) is the source of this 1046-nucleotide messenger RNA. The record is from RefSeq and is a predicted model, not a curated record. Lineage: Eukaryota; Viridiplantae; Streptophyta; Magnoliopsida; Fabales; Fabaceae.
AUGGGAAGCCGAAGCUACUCGGCCAACCCGAGCAACUACAAGCUUCUAGAAGAAGAGGUGGCAGUCAAGUGUCUGGAUCUGGAUCGAUGCAACAGCAAUCUGGAGGACAUAAGGAGGGAGGCGCAGACCAUGAGCCUCAUCGACCACCCCAACGUCGUCAAGGCCUUCUGCUCCUUCGUCGUCGACAAGAGCCUCUGGGUCGUCAUGGGCUUCAUGGCGCAGGGCUCCUGCCUCCACCUCAUGAAGGCCGCCUAUCCCGAGGGAUUCGAGGAGGACGCCAUCGGAUCUAUCCUCAAGGACACUCUCAAGGCUCUUGACUAUCUCCACCGACACUGCCACGUUCACCGCGAUGUUAAGGCCGGCAAUAUUCUUCUCGAUUCCAACGGCCAGGUCAAGCUUGCCGACUUCGGCGUCUCCGCUUGCAUGUUCGACACCGGCGACCGCCAGCGCUCUAGGAACACCUUCGUCGGCACCCCCUGCUAGAUGGCCGGAGCGGACUUUCUAGCGGCCUUCAUCGCCAGCUGCUUACUCGGCGCCUUGCCGCCGGUGGACUUGCAAGAAGUUUGCUUUGUGCGAGCCAUCGAGAAAAGAUGUUUUGUGACGAACAACAAAGUUUAGUGCUUUUGCUUCUUUGAUGGUGGUGGAAACGUUGGAGGGAGCGGUGUGGGAUUUUGAAAUUGCAGUGUGUUCGAGAACGGUGAGAGAGAUGAAUGGGGGAAUAUUGAGAGUUGAUUUGUUGGGAAAAUGAAUGGGUGGUAUUCGUUUGAGGGUGUGAUAGUGCGCGGAUUGGUGACGUGGCAGGGAGGAGUAUGGAAGGCCGUUGAUCUUGCGAUAAUGAAGGGCGGAGAUUGAAUUGCGUUACACGAUGCGGAUUGGUGUAUUCUUGAAGAGGAAACAAAAAGAAAUUUUGAUAUUUGGGCGGGUUCUGAAAAUGGGGCUGCCAAAUCAAAAACUUUGAAGUUUGAAACCCAUGUCCUUAAACAAUUAUCCUACUCGAUUAAUAUUAAAUGAGAUUAAACAAUUAUCCUACUCGAUUAAUAUUAAAU